CUAACCAUAUAUAAUUCAUCAAAGUGAAUUUAUGCCUAUCACAAUCUUAUUCGUUUCUUUCAAAAGUGUCCAGUAUUAUUUUUAUUGGUCUUCAAUUUUCAAUAACAUAAUUAAAAAUAAAAGGUUGUAUUACUGGGUAUUUAUCAUCAAAAUAUUUUUAACUCGCGACUGGCCGACUGCUUAGAGUUAGUCAUAGAAGGAGAGUUACGUGUUUCGUUCUAACAGAAUCGAUAAUGAACAUGAAUGUACUACUAUUCGAACUUCAUCAAUUCGUUAUAUGAAUAUUACGUAGGAAUGAUUGACACAGACAACUUCAAUGCAGAAAUGCAUCUGAAUAAGUUACAACUGUCAGAAGACAUAAUCGACGGUUAUACAGGAGAAUCUUUCAUUUUUUAUAUAUAGAUCUUAGCUUAUAAAUCGUAUUCUCUCCAUAUUAAAGUUCAAUGUGAUCGAAUAUCAGAGAAUCAGAAGGAAACUCUAGCAAGUCUGUAUACGUCAGAAUAUGUUACUAAAAUGUUUACUCGUAUUAAAAUUAAUUACAAUUUGCUUAUCGUACGAAAAUGAGUUCAUCGUCGAUUACUAUAAGCACAAAGAAAUAUCGAGGAUCGUCGGAUUUUUCUGUGGAAAUACAACUAGAAUGUUUAAAUUAAUAAACAAAUUCAAUAAUUUGGAAAUUUCCGCCGCGAUGCCUUUAUUAACUAUGGAUUUUAACGUGGAGAAAUUAAAAACAAGUUACUGGAAAAUUGGAAUCAUCUUAGAUUUACGAUGUCAAAAUAAAAAUUUUGCUGGCUUCAUGUCCGAGACUGCAGGACAUUAUACCUAUACAAACUUAUACAAUUGGCUGAUUCUUGGAGAAAGUCUUGACAGUGUGUUGCCUCGUUUAAAUGACAGUACCUACAGUGUGGUAACUGAUCUUGUGAUAGCAACUCCAAUACUAGACGGUUACGUACUCCAUGACGUUUACAAUCCUUCGAAAUACCACGGUGGAUCAUUGAACGUCACGGAGCUUGGCGACUGGCAUAGAAGUUCAGGCUUGAAUAUUACACUGACACACAGUAAAUUUAAUAGACGUGCAAACUAUCAUGGAAUGAUUCUGAGAGUUCUUACUGUGACGCAGUUUAAACCGAACAAUACUCGACUGGAGGAUUAUUUAGAAGAUUAUUCAAACAAGUCAAUCGAUCUUAUGUCCAAAUUUGUUUAUCCCCUGAUGCAACAUUUAUGUGAUAUUUUUAAUUUCACGAUGGACCUCUCUACAGACUUUUAUUGGGACGAAAUCGCAGAAAAUGGAUCUCAUACAGGAAUGAUGGGCAUGUUAAAUCGUGGAUUUGCCGACAUAACAGGAAGUCCUGGGGCCAUUAAUCAAAAGAGAUUUCCAUUGGGUGAAUUAGUCAUGCCAAUUUGGAAUUUUCGGACAUGCUUCUUCUUCUUAUCUUCACCGUUGAGAUCAACAAAUGAAUUGCUACAACCAUUUUCCACUGGUUCUUGGUAUGCUACUGGAGCCCUAACCAUACUGAUCGCUUUGAUUCUUUCUAUAUCAUUGGCUUUCGAGAAAAUUGAUCAUUGGAUUCGGCAGUACGGAAUCGCUUUAUUUUCUACCAUAUGUAUACUCUGUCAACAAGGAUCCUCGGUGAUUCCGAACUUCUUGACUGGUCGCUUGGUGUUCCUGCAACUGUUAUUCUUUAGUCUACUAAUUUUCAAUUAUUAUUCCGCUUGUAUUGUUUCGGUUCGCUUAAAUCAACCAUUGGAUAAGAUAAACGAUUCGCUUAAUGAACUUGCUGAAAGUAACAUGGAUAUUGCAGCCGAGCGUAUUGUUUACUAUGAUUAUCUACUGGAGACAUCCACAGAUUGGGAAGUGCAAAUGCUGAAGGAGAAACGUUGGUCAAAGAUGUCGGAUGCUAAAAAAUAUUUACCACUAGAAGAGGGUUUGAAACGUAUUACUCGUGGUGGUUUUGCUUACCAUUGCGACCCCAAUAGAGGAUAUCCUCUUAUGGAAAAAUUAUUCACUUCGGAAAUGAUAUGUAGACUGUCAGAAGUGCAUCUGUAUCACCCACAAGGACUGGGAGCAUGGGUGGGUCACCACAGUCCGUUUCGCGAAAUCGCAAGAGUCGGAUUAGCAAAGAUCAAUGAUAUGGGACUCAGAAAGCGACAGGCAAUUCGUUGGAGUGCAAGAAAACCAAUCUGUGUAAAUGUACAGCAAACCGUGAACAGUGUGACAUUCACUGAAAUAAAGGCGGCAAUUUUUUUACUAUUGCUGGGAGUUAUGCUGUCCCUCAUAAUAUGCCUGCUAGAGAAUAUCAUAUACAACUGGAAUACGAAGAAACGGUACGAGAGAGAUAAUUAAUUGUAAUAAAUUUUGAUCUGCAACUAAUUAAAGUUUAA
Molecule: messenger RNA, 2379 nt
Organism: Cephus cinctus (wheat stem sawfly)
Lineage: Eukaryota; Metazoa; Arthropoda; Insecta; Hymenoptera; Cephidae
Product: glutamate receptor 3
Exons: 9
Coding region: 503-2341 (612 amino acids)
Source: RefSeq, a predicted model, not a curated record